This is a messenger RNA of Labrus mixtus (cuckoo wrasse), 5140 nucleotides long. RefSeq names its product zinc finger protein 385A (gene znf385a). Gene Ontology annotation, molecular function: nucleic acid binding; zinc ion binding. The transcript is spliced from 8 exons. The record is from RefSeq and is a predicted model, not a curated record. Gene Ontology annotation, cellular component: nucleus. Bases 643 to 1998 code for a protein of 451 amino acids. Lineage: Eukaryota; Metazoa; Chordata; Actinopteri; Labriformes; Labridae.
GAGAGGGAGAACCAGGGGAAGAGAGAAAGAGAGGGAGUGUGUGUUUUACAGCAGGUACCGUCUUUGCACUGAAGACAUCUGAAGCUGCCUUUGAUUUUACACUGUUUGAAGAGAUUUGCUUGUCAGCUGUUUGUUGGAGACCUCUGCAAUUCCUCCUGGCUUCUGUGGAGAAGAAGAUCUUGCUUCUGUAGCCUCCCCUUGUGAUUGGCUGUCACACUUUAGGCUCCCCCUCCUCUCUCUCUCUCUCUCUCUCUCUCUCUCUCUGACUCCCCUUUUCUCUCUCUCCUCUGUGGUACAAACCCCCCUCCAUACUGUCCUCAGGCUUACCUGAGCCAUAACUGCAGAGACACUGGACCUCCCUCCUCCUCCUCCUUCUCCACACACACACCACAACACGCUGUCUCUCUCUCUCACACACACACACACACACUCUGCUUUCUACCUGGAGAGUGCAGGCGCAAGAGACGGCAUGUGCAGCAGCAGCAGCAGUAGCAGUGUGUCCUCACAUCCAGCGCUGCCUCUCUGAGUUGCCUCUUUCUUUAGAGUGAGGAGGAACUCUGAAAGACAUUUUGGAGCCAUUGUCCCUUUGGCGAAACAAGGAGACAGGGCAGCAACACAGGGACACCAAAGGCAACACUCAGCAUGAUUUUGGGAGGCAUAAACCGGGCUGGGGCAGCGGUGCCCACGUUCUUGCGGACCCCCACAAUGAUCCAGCCCCACCUGGACAUGAAGCCCUUCCUGCAGUUCCCAAUGGACACCGCCCCUCCUCCGCACAGCAUGAGCCUCUUUCACAACUUCAACACGAUGGACCCGGUGCAGAAGGCCGUGAUCAACCACACCUUUGGAGUUCCACUAGUGAAGACCAAGCGGCCCGUCAUCUCCUGUAACGUCUGCCAGAUUCGCUUCAACUCAGAGAGUCAGGCAGAAGCCCAUUAUAAAGGAAAUCGCCAUGCCAGGAGAGUCAAAGGCAUCGAGACCUCAAAGAGUCGUCCUCAAGACGGGGAAAAGCCUCAAACUGUGCCCUCGACUUCCUCCCCGUCUCCGCCCGGAGCCCACGGCACCACCCCAGACAACAGUGAACCAAACAAAGCUGAUGAAACGCGGCCUCUGUCCCAGUUAAACGUGCCCCUGCUGGCCCCGGGGCCCCUCCCUCCUCUCACCAACCCACCUACUCUGCCCAUGGACUCCCCCAUGCCCUCAGUGUGUCCCCUCCUGCCCAACCCCACUCCCUCCCUGAUCCCCAUUUCCUCCUCCGCCUCUUCCCCCUCCUCCUCCUCUGCCCCAGGGAGCACCAGCGCUAGCUCAGAGCAGCCCGGAACUGGACCCCCAGUUUCAGGAGCCGCUGGCUCCCAGGCCUCCAGCAGCCCGUCCAAUCCAGAGACAGAGGAGGACAAGGCUAAGAAGCUGCUGUACUGCUCGCUGUGCAAGGUGGCUGUCAACUCCUUGUCACAGCUGGAGGCCCACAACAAAGGAACCAAACACAAAACUAUCCUGGAGGCACGUAGCGGGCUGGGCCCCAUCAAGGCGUAUCCUCGUCUUGUCCCAAAGCCCAUUGGUGAGCAGGGAGUGGGGCCAGUGGACCCCAACACUCAGGAACGAACCUUCCACUGUGAGAUCUGCAAUGUGCGGGUCAACUCUGAACUGCAACUCAAACAGCACAUAUCAAGUCGAAGACACCGGGACGGCAUGGCGGGCAAGCCUAACCCCCUCCUCAGCCGGCACAAGAAGCACAGGGGAGCUGAUUUGGCGUCCACAUUGACUUUCUCCAAGGAUCUCACCAAAGCUUUGGGAGCGGGGCUUUUGCCGAGCCCCUUGGCCGUUGCUGCAGCAAUGGCCGCCGCAGCAUCCUCGAACCAGCUGGCUCUCCGUGCAGCAGGUCCUGCGCCCCAUCCACACCAUCACUUAUUGCAAGGCCCUCCUCUUAGCCACGCCAUCCUGAGACCCGCCCCUGGGCCUAUCCGCACCACCCACGGGCCAAUCCUCUUCUCCCCUUACUGACACAUCACCUCCUGACCUUGGCCAGUCAGGAACAGCCACUCCAAAAGCACACUGUGAAUAUAUGAACAUGAUCAACAAACAGCAAUUGAUAAGGGACAUAAAAAGAUCCAACCAUUUAGAAAUCAAACUGAGAGAAAAACAAGGGAAAAGGAGCAGCGGACUGGAGUAGAAAAAUGUCUCUCUUUUUUCCCUUUACCUGAAACUCUCCCUUCAUUUCAAAGACUUAUGUGUAGAUGGAAUGAGGAGAGGAGAGGUUUUCAUUAUGCAUUGAACUCCCUUGUACAUCUCUCACCCUCCCUGGUUCCCCCUCCCUUGCACUGUGGCCCCAUCAUGGCCGCCUGGAUAGCUACAAAAAAAAAAAAACACACGCAAACCUUUCUAGAAACAUUAAUUCAAAUGUAGUGUUACAUAGUUAGUAUUGAGGCCAGGUUGGGUUCCUCUUCCUGUCAUCACAGCUCAACGUAAUCUUCUCAUCCUAUGCACCUCAAAAACCAAGACAAUAAUGUUAUGUCAGUAGGGUAGCUGCUUCCAUCGGUCUUUUGCUGUUAGCGCCACAUGUAGCGGUGGCCGCCUCCUCGGUACUGUACAUGCUCCCUUCUGUGCAGAGGCCAGCAACUCUUCAGUUUGUGACACUUGGUCUUCGCUAGGAACAACACGACUUCGGCUGACAGGCAGGCGGUAGCCGUGUCUGAGCAUGAAUGAUGCUUGUAGAGGGGGUGGGGGUGAUGGGGUUCAGAGAGCGGAAAAAGUAACUGUGGGGGAUUGCACUCUCCUGUCAUUUCCCUGAGAGUGUGAGGUGAGAGGGGGGGCUGGCAAGGGUCAGCAGAUGGAUUCACCCGGAGCAGCAUGCAGACACACACAAGCCCAAACGAAUCUAUGUUUUAAAAUAGACUGUAUCAACAAAGAAACCCUACAGGGCACAUCUGCCAACCUCCAUUACAGUCAGAGAAGGGCUUAUCUAAAGGGUGAGAUGGCAAAAGUCAUAUACGUACUGUACUGCUGCAUUUGAGCUUAAUCUUAAAUGUUUGAUGGCAAUAAUCUGUUCGUUUUUUCAGUGAUUACAAACACUGAACUGGUUUGGGUAAAGGUCAAAUCCAUUCUGUGACACAUCCGUGCACAUUUAGCUUUCAAAAAGAAGUUAUUUGACAUCUUCACAUCCUCCGAGUCUUUAUUCACUGUGUGGGUGGGGAGGUAUGAAUAAGGUGUGACCUUGUGUACUGAUUUUUAGUCAUGUUGUUACAUGCAUGCAGGGUCAGGCCUCUACAUAACUAGGUUGAACUCUUUCAUUUCUGCCCUGCCCUCCUCCUCCUCCUCCUUCCCCUCAUCUCCAAAGGUUCAUAUGAGUGAAUAGUAGAGGGCACAUCGACACUGGUAAACCAAUAAUGCUUAAGGGAAACAAAUUACAGAGAGGAAGACAAAAGCCAAACACAUUCUUGAAGAAAUGAACUUGAGCUGGAGUGACAACCGAGCCAGUAAGGGCCAAGAGCAGGGAGGGAACCAAGACGUCCAGCUCGAGGCAUCCAUCAAUACUUCCUGUCUUACAACUGAAAGCCAUGAAGCGCACCAUGAUUUGUUUUCUCUUACAAAGACUAGUGAGCACUUUGUUUCCUUUGGUUUGGACUGUUGUUUUUUUUGCAUUUAUAUCACACUUUAAAAAAAGAGCAAAAUAGAAAAGACAAUAAAAAUAUUUUUGUAGGUAGGAAAUGUUAAUACUGUAUGAGCAAAGAUGAAGGGGGGGGGGGGGGCAAUGGGUGGGAUUAUUGAUAAUAAAUUAUAUAUAAAUUGACAGAAGGUUGACGGACAGAGGCUUGCUAAGCAGCAGCAAACUUUCACCCUUUUCUGAGCGAGAUGUACACUGUGCCCUUUCAUUGAGAAGCAAUGAGCUCUAAUGUCUUACCUUUGUCUGAAUAUUGCAAUGCAAUGAGCAAUUUUUAUCGGAGUGACUUGUUUUCAUUGUGACAUGUUGUGACAUGUUGUCUGGAGUCAUGUGUAAACUGGGAGCAGCCAGCUGAUAGACUUUUCUGUUCUUCCAUGUGGAGUGUGAGCCCUCGAAAGGGACUGAGAGUCGGACAGAGAGCGAGAGAUACAGAGGUAUAGCUGGGUUUAGGGACCGACCCUUCAUAUUAAAGGGCCUUUUUACUAUGGUAAUCUCUGCUUGGGUGACAGGGUACAACGCCAGUUAUCUAGGGAUUAAAGCUAAUUUUUUGAGUUGGACUCACUGAGUUGCUUAUGUUUUUUCUGUGUGUGAGAAAUGUGUUUCAGUGAAAAUCCUGAGGAACAUAUCUAUGCCAUUACUUAAAGAAGAGGUUGGCUUGGUGUCAGCUUCCACCGUUGUGCUCUUUUUUUUUGUUGUUGUUGCUGGAUAAACCUUUGCAGAGUUCAAUUAAUGAGUGAGAAACUAUUCCAGGAUCUGUGCUCUCCUUCCUGUUGAUGUGUGUACCAUACGUAUUCUAGUGUGUGUUGGGACCUGCUCUUUCCCCACUUUCCACCAAUCAGAGACAAACUGAAACCUGGACUUUAAAAAGUGGCCUAACAAAAUAAUGGAGACAAAAAAAAAAAAAAAAACGCACAUGUUUGGUUUGGGAAGAUUGAUCAAUCGUUCUGGAUUCUGUCAGAGACUCGAUCAAUGACUGAACCUGCAAUCUUAUCCCUGGUAGGUCAGCCAAGUAGCAGCACCACGGAUAUGUUCAUAUUUGUCCUAGAUAUGUCCAUGAUGUGGUAAUUCCUACUGAUUCAUUGUCAUUAUUCACAUAUGGGAAAUAAAUGUUAGAUUUUCUGGGCAGGUAUUUCAUGUUAGCUGUGUUUAGGCUACUAGCCUUAGCCUUAUUCUGCCCUCAGCCUCUCCAAGAGCAGAGAGAGAGCGAUGGAGAGGCUAUGGUGUUAUUUUGUCUUGCCAAUAAAGUUAUUUUUGAAUUUCACUGUCAGAGGGGACAAAGAGUUUGUAUGGCGAACUGUAGCAAUACCUGACUCAUUCUGGCUACUCUUGUUAAUUGCAAUAAGAAAAUGAAACAAUAAAUGUGUAUGUGAGUAAAACAUUAUAAAUGUAAUUUAAAUGAAAAAGAAACGUUAUUGUCAAUACUAUUGGUAUUGAGAGAAACCAUGCUGGGAAAAAAAGUAAAUGUCAAUAAAUAAUUAAAUGAAA